AUGGCCGACGAGCUUCUCCAGCAAGCUCAAGAGCUCUUGGAAGGACAGAUUGAUUUCGAAGGCCAAAAGCAAACCGAGCUCAUUUCCAGCGUCCUUCUAGCUGUCUCCGCUCUCUUCGCAUUCAUACUCGGCUUCGCCCUGCAGAACAUCUACGUUACUCUCUGGACUGGCCUUGGGGGUGCCGCAUUAGCAUUCCUCGUGGUGGUACCGCCCUAUCCUUUCUACAACAAGUCGCCCGAGAGAUGGUUACCAAGCGGUAGUGGGAUGGCAGGGUCGGGGAUCGAGAUCGAUGGGAAGAAGAUAAAUUAG
Letharia columbiana is the source of this 309-nucleotide messenger RNA. RefSeq lists its product as uncharacterized. The coding region runs from base 1 to 309 and encodes 102 amino acids. Gene Ontology annotation, biological process: protein targeting to ER. Gene Ontology annotation, cellular component: signal peptidase complex; endoplasmic reticulum membrane. The transcript has 3 exons. NCBI's taxonomy places the organism in Eukaryota, Fungi, Ascomycota, Lecanoromycetes, Lecanorales, Parmeliaceae. The record is from RefSeq and is a predicted model, not a curated record.